AGUUUUAUCAGCAGAGAGCGCACUUCCUGAUUGUUUGACAACAUUGCGAUUUUUUCUUAUUGUGGGUAUAGAGGGAAGUUACUUAACAUGUCGUGUUUUUUGACACUUUGAGUUUUAAAAAGGAUGUCUCUGCCAGUGACGUCGAGUUAAGGAAACCAAGAAAAACGUUAAUUUGCUAAUGGAGGUUACGAGCGCUUCUGCGAAUUAGCUAUAUCGCUGAACUUGAGUUCGGAAAUGUAGGGACCAUUAAGUGUUUUAUCAUCAGGAUUUUUUAUUAUUCAGUGACGCCUUUUCGUGUAUUCUGUUAAUAAGUCAUCUACAUGUUUGGGCCUUUGCAUGAUAGCUGUAUGUUCUGUCUGAUCUCGAAUUUAAAUCGUUAGAAGGCUUCGUUAGCAGUGUGCUAUUUAGCCACAAGCAGAAAAACAGAAGAAAACGAUAAGCCACGUGACGUCACGAUGAGUUUCUUUAGUUUUGGGCAGAGCGCAGAAAUUGAUGUGGUGCUGAACGAUGCCGAGACAAGGAAAAAAGCCGAACAUAAGACCGAAGAUGGGAAGAAAGACAAGUACUUCCUUUUUUACGACGGAGAAACUGUCAGUGGGAAAGUAAACGUGACACUCAAGAAUCCCGGCAAGAGGCUGGAGCACCAGGGCAUCAAGAUCGAAUUUGUUGGACAGAUAGAGCUCUAUUACGACAAAGGAAACCACCAUGAGUUUGUUUCUCUGGUGAAAGAUCUUGCACGACCUGGUGAAAUGACUCAGUCACAAACCUUCGACUUUGAGUUCACUCAUGUUGAAAAACCGUACGAGUCUUACACAGGUCAAAAUGUCAAGUUAAGAUAUUUUCUUCGUGCCACAGUGAUCAGAAGGUUAAAUGACAUCACUAAAGAGUUGGACAUAGUUGUUCAUACGUUGAGUACUUACCCUGAACUUAACUCAUCCAUUAAAAUGGAGGUCGGAAUAGAGGAUUGUCUCCACAUUGAGUUCGAGUACAACAAAUCCAAAUACCAUCUGAAAGAUGUAAUAGUUGGAAAAAUAUAUUUCCUCCUGGUGAGGAUUAAGAUUAAACACAUGGAGAUUGACAUAAUCAAACGGGAGACAACAGGCACUGGGCCAAGUGUCUACCAUGAAAACGACACAAUCGCCAAGUACGAGAUCAUGGAUGGUGCUCCGGUCAGAGGAGAAUCCAUUCCCAUCCGCUUGUUUCUGGCUGGCUAUGAUUUGACUCCCACAAUGAGAGACAUCAACAAGAAAUUCUCAGUGCGAUAUUACUUAAACCUGGUGCUAAUUGAUGAGGAGGAAAGACGCUACUUCAAACAGCAGGAAAUCACACUGUGGAGGAAAGGUGACGUGGUGAGAAAGAGCAUGUCUCACCAGGCUGCCAUCGCUUCACAGCGGUUUGAAGGAUCUGCUGCCUCCGAGAGCGCACUGGAAAAAGCUGCAAAGGAGGAGAGCGGUUAGAGUUGCCACCACUGCCUUCGGAGUCACAGUCUGAGACUGAUUGAAUCUGCAUUAGAGCGAUGAAGGUACACAUAAACAACAACAAGUAAGCAAGCAGCCGGUAAAAGAGGGAUAAGAAGGGAGAACAACAAGGUGUUUUUGACAAAUAAACCCAUUAGCAUUAGCCACUCACUGGCUACUGCUGGUCUUGAUCAUAGACCAUGUAGUGACAUUGACAAACACAUCUGGUUCCAGUCUUUGGAUGCAGAGUGAAAACUGAAAUGCUUUUCUGUUUGAGCCUCUGUCACUACUUCUCCGUCCUCUGUAGACGAUGAGGGCCCUUACUUUAUGGCAUGUAGACAGAAAGAGUGGAGAAAAAAAAAGAGAUUGGAGGCUUAAAAAUGAUCACUGUUAUCUCAAUGUUGGGAAGACCACCACUGUUGGGAAACAUCAAACCACUGGUUCUAGGCACCAUCAACAGUGCAGUCACAUGUAGUAGUAGAUGGGGUUGUAUUUAUCCCCACCACGAACUCCUCCAACCUCUGCUUUUGUUCUUCCUUUUUCUCCACAUGCAAAUAUAAUUCGACAUCAUAGGUCAGGAAAGACGGGGAACAGGGAAUGCUAAGAUCAGUGUUAUUAAAGACAGAGAAUUGACACAGACUUAUAUAUAGAACCUAAUCACUUCAUCAAACAGUGGAAGACUUUCAGUUGUUCAGUGACUUCUGCUGCUUCAUAGCCUUGUCUGGUUUUAAACAUAAGCAUAUGGUCAAUGUUAUGUUGUAUAUUUUUUAGUUACAAAAGCUACAGCCGUGUCUCUAAUCUUUAAUUCCCUUAACCUAAUUAAUAACCUAAAAAAAAAUCUAUUUCUUGUUUUCUUACAUUCCAUGUUAAUUCGCACAAUUCCUCACUGUCGUAAAGUAAAGAAGUCUGAGGUCACUUUGCACUGCUUAAUCAAUUAGCACAUUCGUCUUUAGUUAGUUUGUUUGUAUGAAAAACUGGAAUCAUUGUAUUGUUACAAGUAUUAGCUCACACUUUGUAUAUAAGUAAGACCAGAUGACUCUCCUUAUGCUAUUCCACCUUGAGUACAUGAAAUAUUCAGUUCCACAUAAAGUCUGUUCAUUUUCAUUCACUUUACCACAGUCUUUCAGUGGUGAGACCACAUCUAAUGUUCACUUAUGCAAGGGGAACAAUUUGUCGUGUGUGUAAACUUAGACCAGUUGUAUAUUCCGUUACACAUGGGCUUAAAAGCAAUGGACGUAACCAUGUAGUUGCAAAAGUGAUUUCCCUGGUUGUGGAAUCAUUUCAGUGGUGAAUCUUUAUGAGUAAAUGAGGCUCCUUCCCACUGUGUGUUACUGUAGAAUGAACAAAACUAAAAUAAGACGAGUAACAUGGAUUUUCUUCUCUAGUUUCAGAUCACCCACAGAACAUUUCAGUCUAAGGCAUUGAUUAAUUCUUUACGUUAAUGAACAGCUCACCCGUCCUUGAUAUUACCUUAUAGACUGAUCACAGGGAAACUUUUCGAAACAUUUAUUAGCACCUAGACUGUCCAUGAAACUAAAUUGAGUUCCAUAUAGGGAUGGCUCGAUGCAACUUUUUAUCGGACCAAUACCGAUCCUGAGUAUCGGAUCGAGCCAUCCUUACUGGUGUAUCUACAUUAGGCAUUAGAAUAGAAUAUUGUUUUGCAACUGGAUGGCUAUGGUUCGCUACAGACUGGACUGGAACGUCAACAAGAAGUGACUUGUUUCACACAUGAUUGGUUAUCAACAUUAACAUCACACUUCUCAGACACCUUGUUGGAAAUUUGGUUCUCUAUACAGACUUGAAAUGUGCCUACGUGUAUCAAGCAAAUGAAAGCUUCCUGACCCUAACACACUGUAAUGUAAGUCUUUAACCCAAAGUUGCAAUAAAGCUGUCUAUAAUUACUUUCUGUUCCUAAGGUCAAAUAAAUUGAUGCCAAAUUAAAUAAAAACAUUCAGUGCAACUUU
Messenger RNA from Cynoglossus semilaevis (tongue sole), 3421 nucleotides. Its product is annotated as vacuolar protein sorting-associated protein 26B-like. The record is from RefSeq and is a predicted model, not a curated record. Bases 456 to 1457 code for a protein of 333 amino acids. Gene Ontology annotation, biological process: intracellular protein transport. Lineage: Eukaryota; Metazoa; Chordata; Actinopteri; Pleuronectiformes; Cynoglossidae. The transcript is spliced from 6 exons.